AUGAGCCGUUUCCGUCUGGUCUUCAUGGGUCCAAGUAAAAGUGGAAAAACAUCGAUUAUAAAUCGUUUUCUACACAAUACUUUUAGUGAAAAGUAUAAAGAAACGAUUGAUGAUUUACAUCAUGAAACAUUUCGCGUUAAUGGUUCUAUCAUUAAUUUGGAGAUUCAUGAUACAAACACUAAUUUUCCUGAUAUGCAAAAGGUUGCCAUACAUUCUGCUCAUGCUAUAUGCCUCGUAUUUGGAACUGAUGAUGUUAAUAGUUUCAAAGAGAUGUCUGAUUUAUGGAGAGAAAUCAAUAUGAUCAGAAGUAACUUGGAGUAUACUCCUAUUAUGAUUGUCGGAAACAAAGGAGACGUGGAAAAUAAAAAAAUAAAUGAGCCAACUGCUGUUGCUUUCACUUCACACCUUCCAAGCUCUGUCAGAUACAUUGAAGUUUCUGCUAAGACAAAUCAAUCUAUUCGAGAAAUUUUUACUGGAAUUAUGGAAGUGCACAUGUUACUACAGAAGAAGAAAGGACAUGAUGAAGCGGCUAAGAACGCUAUGAGUCAUCCGCCAGCUUCUCCUCUGUUCCUCUUACCAGAGCAACAAUUCCGUAGAAACCAAUCAUUCAGAGCCCGCUCGGCUGGUCGCAACGAUGGACAAAACGAUCAAAUAACUCCAAGAAGAUCUACUAGUCUAAUGAGGAGAACUAAUAACUUCUCGUUCCGAUCACGUCGUCCUAAUAAGACACAAGAUGACUGUCGAACUCAAUAA
This is a messenger RNA of Auanema sp. JU1783, 753 nucleotides long. The record is from the annotation of a GenBank genome assembly. Lineage: Eukaryota; Metazoa; Nematoda; Chromadorea; Rhabditida; Rhabditidae.